This is a messenger RNA of Solanum dulcamara, 3056 nucleotides long. RefSeq names its product putative pentatricopeptide repeat-containing protein At1g09680. The record is from RefSeq and is a predicted model, not a curated record. Gene Ontology annotation, molecular function: protein binding. Bases 96 to 1925 code for a protein of 609 amino acids. The transcript has 2 exons. NCBI's taxonomy places the organism in Eukaryota, Viridiplantae, Streptophyta, Magnoliopsida, Solanales, Solanaceae.
AAACUCAAAAAUGACUUUGGUCUUAAACCAAAGAUAAGCCGCUUUUUCUCUUUAGUUGUUACACCAUUGAUGAACCUCAAACAAACAAUUCAGAGAUGUUCACAAUGACCAUCUCAAGAAAAGCACUAAAAACAUCCCUUUCUCCUCCCUUACACCACCUAUCCACCACCUCCCCCACCACCCCUCCAUGGUUCACCCCACCCCCACCCCACCACCACCAAGAUUCAUCAGACCCAAUUCUCAAAUCCCUUUCAGAAGCCAUAAAAAACUCUCCCACUAAACCCCUUCAAGUUUCCCUGAAACCCCUCCUCCCAUCUCUUAAACCCCAUCACAUAAUCAAUCUCAUUAACCUUAAUCCUCAUUCUUUAACCCCUUCUUCUCUUCUCUCCUUUUUUACAUGGCUUUCAACUUCUAACCCUUCAAGAUUUUGCCACACACUUCAUACUUAUUCCACUAUGACCCUUUGUCUUUACACCCACAAAAUGUACCCACAAGCUCAGUCUUUUAUCAACACUAUUGUUUCAAGAAAAGGUAAAGAUUCAGCCUUUACUGUUUUUCAAGCAUUCUUGAAAGCUAAAGGUACCAACUUUACAUCUUUUGUUAAUGUUCUAAAUGGACUUAUUGAUGCUUAUUUGGAUUUGGGGUUUGUUUCUGAUGCUAUACAGUGUUUUAGGCUUAUUCAAAAGAAUAAAAUUAAGUUCCCAUUUCAAGGUUGUACUAAGGUUCUUGAAUAUUUGAUGAGGCUUAAUUCACCAAUGGUAGCUUUUGAUUUUUAUAAGGAGAUUUUGGAAUAUGGGUAUCCUCCAAAUGUGUAUUUCUUUAAUGUUAUGAUGAGUAAGUUGUGUAAGGAAGGUAAAAUGAUGGAAGCCCGGUUGGUAUUUACUGAGAUGUGGAAGAGGAAUUUGAGACCUAGUGUUGUUAGUUUCAAUACUUUGAUAAAUGGAUAUUGUAGGUUAGGUGAUAUGGAUGCAGGGUAUAGGUUGAAAAGAGAAAUGGAGGAAAGAGGAAUUCCGCCUGAUGUUUAUACAUAUAGUGCUCUAAUCAACGGGCUUUGCAAGAUAUUUUGGAUGAGCGAUGCAAAUGAGUUGUUUAAUGAGAUGUGUGUAAAAGGUUUGGUUCCUAAUGUUGUUAUCUUCACGACCUUGAUUAAUGGCCAUUGCAAGGAUGGUAGUGUUGCUUUGGCCAUGGAUACUUAUCAACAAAUGCUGAAGCAGGGGGUGGAGCCAGAUUUAAUAACAUAUAACACACUUGUUAAUGGACUAUGUAAGAGUGGGGAUUUGGGGGAAGCGAGGAAGCUCAUUCAUUUGAUGAUUGAAAAGGGUUUGAAACCUGAUAAGAUCACAUACACGACAGUUAUUGAUGGAUGUUGUAAGGAGGGAGAUUUAGAUGGAGCGUUUGAGAUCAAGAAAAUGAUGGUUGAUAAUGAUAUUGAACUUGAUGCUGUAGCAUAUACAGCCCUUAUUACAGGUUUGUGUCGGCAAGGGCGAACAGUUGAUGCAGAGAAGAUUUUAACCGAAAUGUUGAAUGUUGGUUUAAAGCCUGAUGACCCCAUUUAUACAGUGGUUAUUGAUGGUUUCUGUAAGAAGGGAGAUAUUAAAAUGGGUUUUAAGUUGCUAAGGCAGAUGCAAAGUAAUGGACAUGCACCUAACGUUAUAACUUACAACGUGCUUUUGAAUGGUCUAUGCAGACAAGGGCAGAUGAGAAAUGCUGAAAUGCUAUUACAAGCGAUGCUUAAUCUAGGUUUAAAUCCAGAUGACAUUACGUAUAACAUCCUUUUGGAAGGGCACUGUAAGUAUGGGAAUCCUGAUGAUUAUGACAAGCUACGUGGUGAAAUGGGGCUUGUCCAUGACUAUGCUACCUAUACUUCACUAGUCGGUAGCUUAAGUAGGAGCUCAAGACGUCAGCCCAAGAAGUCAUUCAUGUAAUCAGAGAGCUCAAAUUGCAUAAUUCAUUUGCCAGAUUGUUCAUUAUUGGUCUCAAUGAUACUUUUUAGACUCCCCUUGCUUUCCUUGGGAAAUGAGCAAAUAGUAUUGACUGGAUCAGCAGAAGUUUCUCCUGGCUUGUGAAUGAUGCUAUAAGAUGGAUACCAACUAAUGCAACUUUGGAUAAAUUGAUGAAGAUAAUGUUAGUUCUUGAUGGAUUUUGACACCCCGAAGUUGCCAGUGUAUUACUUUCAUUCGUUGAAGAAUUUUAGAAUUGCAAUCUCAAUGUGUCAAUGCACUCCCUCGGAUAUGCGAAAGGUGUCUCACAAAUAGCUAUUCUUGAACCAGUUCAUCAAGAUUGCGUCUUUAUACACCAGUGAUGAAAGGCAAUCUUUUUUCUCUGAUAGUUGAGAAAAGGCCUAAAAGUCUACUUGAGGAAGCAAGUACAUCUCUAGUUAGCCUCGAGGAUCUGGCAUGAAUGAUACAACGGCAACAAGAACAACAUACCCACUGUAAUCCCACAAGUGGGAUCUGGAGAGGAAAGAGUGUACACAGACCGUACCCCUACCUUGAGUGAUGGAGACUACAAUCGAACACGAGUAAGCUUCAGCUGUGACAUUCAAAGAUGACUUAUACCAAGUUCAACAGCUCUGCUGAAAAUUCAAGUUCAAGCUAAGAGAUAGAAAGAUAUUUCGAGUAUACUUGUCUCUCUUAAUAAACAGGAGGAUAAGCAUACAGAGACGUUAUCCGAGCAGUUUUUCCAUUUGCAAGAAAAGUUUUUUUCAGGUUUUCCUCCAAUGAAUUGGUUGAAGUGCAACACAGAUGAAUGGUGCCUAUCCAGGAAAUCAUGGGAAGAGUUCUUAUGGAUUUUGUAUACACGAUGCAUCAGGUGAUCUUAUCUAUGCACACACCAAGGAAAUUCAUGCUACUAUACAGACAUGAAGGUGAAAGCUAUUGCAAUCAGAGAGACUCUACAAUGUGUGAUGAAUAAUUUGGUCCAGAUGAAAAUAUUUUUGGAGGAUAAAUGCUACCAUUUACUUGUUCACUUAUUAUAGUUUGUCAUUUUGUAAUAUCAACUUACAGCAUUCUAUCAAUCUCUAAGUUGAUACUAGCUUAUAAAUUUUUUUGCAAGUU